Olea europaea var. sylvestris is the source of this 1508-nucleotide messenger RNA. Its product is annotated as WD repeat-containing protein DWA2-like. Lineage: Eukaryota; Viridiplantae; Streptophyta; Magnoliopsida; Lamiales; Oleaceae. The transcript has 14 exons. Gene Ontology annotation, biological process: protein ubiquitination. The coding region runs from base 41 to 1093 and encodes 350 amino acids. The record is from RefSeq and is a predicted model, not a curated record. Gene Ontology annotation, molecular function: protein binding.
ACUACAUCCCGAUCACACAUUUUACGGCCGUCUCAGUACAAUGCAAGGUGGAUCAACCGGAGUCGGCUAUGGUCUCAAAUAUCAGGCUAGAUGCAUUUCCGAUGUGAAAGCAGAUACGGAUCACACCAGUUUCCUCACUGGUACUCUCAGUCUCAAGGAAGAAAACGAGGUGCAUUUAAUAAGGCUUUCGUCGGGGGGUAAUGAAUUGAUCUGCGAAGGUUUGUUUUCGCAUCCGAAUGAAAUUUGGGACCUCGCUUCUUGUCCUUUUGAUCAACGCAUAUUCUCCACCGUCUUCUCUUCGGGCGAAUCAUAUGGAGCAGCAAUAUGGCAAAUCCCCGAGUUAUAUGGCCAGCAGAAUUCCCCACAACUUGAAAGAAUUGCUUCUCUGGAUGCUCACAGUUCUAAAAUUAAAUGUGUUUUAUGGUGGCCUACUGGAAGGCAUGACAAGUUAGUUAGUAUUGAUGAACAAAAUCUCUUUCUGUGGAGCAUAGAUACUUCAAAGAAGACUGCCCAGGUACAAUCACAAGAAUCCGCAGGUAUGCUCCAUUAUUUAUCUGGUGGAGCAUGGGAUGCGCAUGAUGUUAAUGCUGUUGCCUUAACUUGUGACUCAUCAGUUCAACUUUGGGAUCUGCGAACAAUGAAGACGACUAAUUCAAUUCAGCAUGCUCACGUCCGUACUGUGGACUACGACACUAAAAAGAAAUAUAUGCUUGUAACUGCUGAAGAUGAGUCUGGGAUACAUAUAUGGGAUCUCAGAAAGCCGAAGUUUCCAGUCUCUGAGCUACCUGGACACUCACAUUGGACAUGGACAGUUAAAUGUAAUCCGGAGUAUGAAGGCUUGAUUCUGAGUGCUGGAACUGACUCAGCUGUCAAUUUAUGGUCGGUUCCUUCAAGCAGUGAUGAUUCUACUUCGGACAGCCUGGUGGAAUCACCUACAAGGAGGGUAGAUCCGCUGCUUCAUUCGUACACUGAUUAUGAAGACAGUGUUUAUGACCUUGCUUGGAGUUUUCGAGAACCCUGGAUAUUUGCAUCAUUGUCUUAUGAUGGGAGGGUAGUUGUGGAAUCAAUUCAACCCCAUCUUCCAAAGAAAUGAAUCCAAGCAAAUGCAGUAGAAUUGAUUUGGUUCUGAAAACUUAAUCAUACUGAGGCUCUAUUGCUUUACAACGACGAACCUCUGGUAUGGUGUUUUUUCCUAGGUGAAAUUUUCAUUCUGGAGCUUUUCAAACAUUUGCAGUCCAUAGUAAUGACCUGUGUGCUGUUCUUGUUCUUAGUGGACAUCAUAUAUUUGUCUCUUUUGGAGGGGGAAGAUGUGUUGAUGCCCAGGAAAGUUAAUUUAGUGAACUUCUUUCGUUAUUUCGAGCCAAAUAGCACUACAUGUAGCUAUUAGCUAUCAGCACGUUUUCCUGUGCAACAGUUUACCUAAACAAAAUGUUCAUUUCGAAAUGUUACUGUAUUGAUAUUGUUACUUUUGGAUUACCCUGUAUAAUGUGCAUGCAUAUACCUAUUCA